CGGGCAGAACCCUCAGUUCGCAUCCUCCUCCUCCUCAGGUCUCUCCUCCUCCUCUCUAGCUCCUCGCCGUUCUCCGUCUGCCACAGCCGCGAGCCGCUUUUUUCGUUUUCUCCCCUCGUCGACGCGUGAACCUCUCAGACAGCCACCAUGGAGGCCAUCAAGAAGAAGAUGCAGAUGCUCAAGCUGGACAAGGAGAACGCCCUCGACAGGGCGGAGCAGGCCGAGGCCGACAAGAAGGCGUCGGAGGAGAAAUGCAAACAGCUGGAAGACGACCUGCAGUCUCUGCAGAAGAAGAUGAAGGGAACAGAAGAUGAGCUGGACAAAUACUCGGAGGCCCUGAAGGACGCUCAGGAGAAACUGGAUCUGUCGGAGAAGAAGGCCGCAGAUGCUGAGAGCGAUGUGGCGUCCCUCAACCGCAGGAUCCAACUGGUGGAGGAGGAGCUGGACCGGGCCCAGGAGAGGCUGGCCACGGCCCUGCAGAAGCUGGAGGAGGCCGAGAAGAUGGCGGACGAAAGCGAAAGAGGCAUGAAAGUGGUGGAGAACCGAGCCAUGAAAGACGAGGAGAAGAUGGAGAUCCAGGAGCUGCAACUCAAAGAGGCCAAACACAUUGCAGAGGAGUCCGACCGCAAAUACGAGGAGGUGGCUCGUAAGAUGGUGAUCCUUGAGAGCGACCUGGAGAGAGCAGAGGAGAGAGCGGAGGUGGCAGAACUGAAGUGUGGCGACCUGGAAGAAGAGCUGAAGAACGUCACCAACAACUUGAAGUCUCUGGAGGCCCAGUCCGACAAGUACUCGGAGAAGGAAGACAGGUAUGAGGAGGAAAUCAAGGUCCUGAAUGACAGACUUAAGGAGGCGGAAACCCGUGCAGAAUUCGCAGAAAGAUCAGUGGCCAAGCUGGAAAAGACCAUAGAUGACCUGGAAGAGAAUUUAUCGCAUGCAAAAGAGGAAAACGUAGGAAUGCACCAAGUCCUGGACCAAACACUGCAGGAGCUCAAUAGCUUGUAAACAUGCACAAGAAGCCGCAGUACUCAUGUCAAAGAUUCAGUAUAUCCUGCCAUUCUUUUUUAGCCUAACAACAACACAUCUAGUCAUUUUUAUAUAUUUAUGGUUCUUUGUUUUCUCCCCCUUUUUUUAUAAUGGUUUUUGGGUCCAUGAUAUUAAAUUUCGGUGCACAAAUAAACACAAAUAAAACCUGACAA
Entelurus aequoreus (snake pipefish) is the source of this 1196-nucleotide messenger RNA. RefSeq names its product tropomyosin alpha-3 chain-like. Gene Ontology annotation, molecular function: actin filament binding. Gene Ontology annotation, cellular component: actin filament. Gene Ontology annotation, biological process: muscle contraction; actin filament organization. The record is from RefSeq and is a predicted model, not a curated record. The coding region runs from base 148 to 1002 and encodes 284 amino acids. The transcript is spliced from 9 exons. Lineage: Eukaryota; Metazoa; Chordata; Actinopteri; Syngnathiformes; Syngnathidae.